Messenger RNA from Ctenopharyngodon idella (grass carp), 3933 nucleotides. It is a transcript of the gene wdhd1, whose product is annotated as WD repeat and HMG-box DNA binding protein 1. The transcript has 26 exons. Gene Ontology annotation, biological process: DNA repair; mitotic cell cycle; DNA-templated DNA replication. Gene Ontology annotation, molecular function: chromatin binding; protein binding. Gene Ontology annotation, cellular component: nuclear replication fork. The record is from RefSeq and is a predicted model, not a curated record. Lineage: Eukaryota; Metazoa; Chordata; Actinopteri; Cypriniformes; Xenocyprididae. The coding region runs from base 200 to 3553 and encodes 1117 amino acids.
ACAGCAUAUAUCGAUCGUAUUGUUACUCGAUUAUAUUUGUUUACUCGGACACGUGCAUUCUUUCAGGAUAUUUUGUCUUUAUUCCGCGGCUGUUGAUCAUUUUGCAUGUGAAGUAGCUGUCUUGGUAGCACAUUUGCACUUCUUUGUGCACCAAAGAUGCAGACACUGCCCUGAAUCUGAUUGUCCUCCUGAGAGCAUCAUGCCGUGUGAAAGGAAGCCCAUGCGUUACGGUCACUCAGAAGGCCACACUGAUGUCUGCUUUGAUGAUGAGGGAAAGUGUAUUGUGACCUGUGGGAGUGAUGGUGAUGUCCGCAUAUGGGAAAGUCUAGAUGACGAUGAUCCCAAGUCUAUAAAUGUCGGGGAGAAGGUGUAUUCUGUAGCCUUGAAGAAUGGAAAGCUCGUUACAGCGGUUUCCAACAACACAGUUCAGAUUCACACUUUCCCAGAUGGAGAUCCAGAUGGCAUACUCACUCGAUUCACCACCAACGCAAACCACGUCACCUUCAACGCCAGCGGGUCAAGAGUGGCUGCAGGCUCAAGCGACUUCCUGGUGAAGAUAGUGGAGGUGGCGGACAGCAGUCAGCAGAAGACCCUACGUGGGCAUGAUGCUCCCGUCCUCAGUGUGGCUCUUGACCCUUCUGAUGAGUUCCUUGCUUCCUCCAGCUGUGAUGGAUCAGUCACUGUGUGGUCUAUUGAGUCACAGACUCAAGUAGCUCAAUGGAAAGUUCUCCAGAAGUCAAGUGACGUUAGCAAUGCCAAGUCUCUCUGUAGACUUGCUUGGCAGCCUCGCUCUGGAAAGCUGCUUGCCGUACCGGUGGACUUGACCAUUCAGCUGUAUGACAAAAACACAUGGACGCAUGUUAGCACACUCUCUGAUGACCUCAUCACGCAGGUUGUUAAUGUUGUGGUCUGGUCACCAUGUGGGAAGUUUCUGGCUGCAGGAACAGUUGGCGGAAACCUGUUGAUUUGGGAUGUAGAGGCCAAACUGUGUAUCGAGAGACAGAAACAUGAGAAAGGGUUCACUGUUUGUGGGAUGGCGUGGCAUCCCUCAGGGGGCCGGAUCGCUUACACUGACACAGAGGGCUGCCUCGGGCUCCUGGAAGGCGUGUCGUCCUCGUCGCCGUCCUCUUCCUCUGCUAUCCAGAACACCAAGGCCACUGCAGCUAAAGAAACAAAUGAUUAUGAUGACCUGUUUGAUGAGGAUGAUGACCGGAUGCUGGACGAGGGCAGGAGUGACUCGCGGUCUCCAGUGAAGAAACCCAUCAUGGAUGAUGAUGAUGACGACGAUGAUGACCUCAUGCCCGCCACGGGCAGACUGCGGAACAGAGGAUCCUUCUUGGAUGACGAUGACAAUUCUCAAGAUCCAGGCUCUGUAAAACUGGAUGGACUUCCAGAGGAGGAUGGCAGCAGUGCUGUUCAUCCUGCUGUGGCCCCUGCAGUGUCCCGUCCUGUAUACGAGGGUCCCAUGCCCACACAACCCCAAAGAGCUUUCCAGCCAGGAUCUACCCCGGUGCACCUCAUGCAUCGCUUUAUGAUGUGGAACUCCGUGGGCAUCAUCCGUGGCUAUAAUGAUGAUCAGGACAACGCCAUUGAUGUGGAAUUUCACGAUACUGCGGUCCAUCAUGCCAUGCAUCUCACCAACACCUUGGGCCACACCAUGGCUGAUCUAUCCCAGGAGGCCGUGCUGCUGGCCUGUGAGGGAACUGAUGAGCUUGCCAGUAAGAUCCAGUGUUUGCAUUUCUCGUGCUGGGACACUCAUAAGGACUGGAUGGUGGAUCUACCUAAAGGAGAGGACGCACGUGCCUUGUGUUUGGGUCAGGGCUGGGCGGCAGUGGCCACCAGUGCUCUGAUGGUCAGACUGUUCUCCAUCGGUGGUGUGCAGAAGGAGAUCUUCAGCCUGCCUGGAGCUGUGGUCUGCAUGGCAGGACAUGGAGAGCAGCUCCUCAUAGUGUAUCACAGAGGUACUGGGUUUGAUGGAGACCAGGCCCUUGGUGUACAGCUGCUCCAUCUCGGGCGGAAGAGAAGGCAGGUCAUCCACGGAGAACCGUUGCCUCUCUCACGGAAGUCCUACCUGGCAUGGAUGGGCUUCACUGCUGAGGGAACCCCGUGCUGUAUUGACUCCGAGGGUGUUGUACGUAUGCUGAACCGGACCCUGGGGAACACAUGGACUCCUGUCUGCAACACCAGAGACACCUGCAAGAGCAAAUCAGACCAUUAUUGGGUUGUUGGGGUUUAUGAGAAUCCACAGCAGCUCAGGUGUAUCCCAUGUAAAGGAUCACGUUUCCCACCCACCCUACCCCGCCCUGCUGUGGCCGUCCUGCCCUUUAACCUGCCUUAUUGCCAGACCACCACAGAGAAAGGCCAAAUGGAGGAGCAGUACUGGCGGUCCAUGCUCUUUCAUAACCACUAUGGCUUUCUGUCAUCCAAUGGUUAUGAAAUUGACAGCGAGGGUCAAUCUCAGGCUGAGAAGGAGCAGCAGGAACUGCUAAUGAAGAUGUUCGCUCUGUCGUGUAAACUGGAGCGAGAGUUCCGGUGUGUGGAGCUGGCUGAGCUCAUGACUCACAGCGUUGUGACGCUCGCCAUCCGUUACGCAUCUCGUUCCAGACGCAUGGCCCUGGCACAGAGACUCAGUGAACUCGCCCUGGAAAAGGCCAAUCAGCUGCAGGAGGAGGAGGAGCAGGAAGAAGAUGAGAUGGCCUAUCAGAGCCACACCAGUAGAGAAUAUAGAGGAUCCAAUCAGAUGAGCAGCAGACAAGCACAGGUUGAGAAUGGCUGUGAGGAGGAGGAAGAGGAGGAAGAAUAUCCACAGGAAGAGCAAAUGGAUGCAGAGGAAUCAGAGACCAGGAAACCACGUUUGAAUCCAUUCAAAAAAGGAGGAAAAUCACCUGAAAGGCCCUCUCCCAAACCGGUGAGCAGAGAACAACGUGUGAACCCUUUCAAGGUGUCCGGUGCAGGAAAGUCCUUAAGUUCUCCAGCUGGUCAGCCCAGAACGACUAAUGUUUUGGACAGCAUGACGAUGUCCAGCAGAAAACCUGCAACUCUCAGCGGAACAUCAAAACAGGGCAAAGGACCAGUCCUGAAGCCCCUGGCACCCAAACCCAAGUCCAAGACCCAGGCCACGCUACUGCAGAUGAGUGCCUCUAAAGGAAACAGUAAGAAACAGGAAGACAGCCAAACAGGAGCAGAGAAAGUGAAACCAGCUCCUGCAGCUACACCUCCAGUAUCAGCGGAAAAUAUUGAAAACAGAAAACCAAAAACUGGCUUUCAACUGUGGCUUGAGGAGAAUAGGAAGAGCAUUCUCGCAGACAAUCCUGACUUUGAGGAAAUGGAUGUUAUCAAGGAAGGCAUGGGGCGUUUCCGCACUCUCUCAGCAGAGGAAAGACUGAACUGGACGGAGAGAGCAAAGGGCGACUCGGACCCCAAGAAAAGAAAACGUGAAGAUGAAGCAGGACAAGUUGAUGAACAUAUGGAGUCAGAUGAGGGCAGUGCCAAAAAGAAAAAGCCACUGGAUACUUCUGCUAAACUUGCUGCAUUUGCAUUUAACAAAGAAUAGUGCUUUAAUACUUAUAUAUUUUUAUAUUUUAUUUUAAUAUUGAUUGGGGGGAAAAACUUUUAAAAGUAGUUUUUCAUUGCUUACUGUAAUUCUCUGUCCUCUCAUUUUGUUAAAUAGAUUCGCUGCUCAUUUGUGUUCCACUUGUUCUCCAUAAAUUUUCUCAAGUUCGAGCUCUUUUGAAAGCAGAACGUGUCUCUCUUCAUUUGCAUUUGAAAUGAAGCAAAGGCUCUUUGUUAAACAAUUUGCAAGAUGGUUGAUAACAAGGUCUCUUUGAAUCUGGUGAUAUUCCCUCCUCCUUAAUUUUGUCUACUUUGUACAUAUGUUUUUGUGAUAUUUUCUACUGUAUGUAAAACAAUCAUAAUAAAAGCUAAAAUACUGAA